CGCCUCCCUCCAGCCCGCAGCUUGGCGGAGGCGGCGCCUCUCCCGAAGAGCAGACCGGGCUGAGCGGCGAGCGGCGCGCGGCGGGAGAGGGACGGCGUGGGCCACCGCGCUCCGGCGGUGACAGCGGCGGCUGUAGGCGAGUGCGGUCCCCACGCACGCACACGCACACGCCGCCGGGCAGGCACCCACGGCCCCGGGCGGCCGGCUGAGGCACACACGCGGACACCCGCGAUCCGCGCGCACUCCUCGGCGCACACGCUCCCCAUCCCCGCGCGGCGCGGGCGCGGACUCGCCUCUGCGCGCCUCCCCGCGGAGUCUGCCCCGGGCCGACCCGCAGCAGCCCGCAUCCCCGAAGGCCCCGCCGGGAGCAGGCACCUUGGGGCUGACCAGCGGCUGCUCUGAGUGGGAGGUGAGCGGUGCCGGCCUGAGCCUCCUUGUGACUGAGAAGCGCCAUGGCCAGCAUCGUAUGGGCCUCCCUGGCUGCUCUCCUGCUGCUGCCUCUGAUGGCCGCCAUGCACUCCGACUGCAUGUUCAAGCAGGAGCAGGUCCUGUGCCUGGAGAAGAUCCGAAAGGCCAACGAGCUGAUGGGCUUGAACGCCUCCUCCCAUGGCUGCCCUGGGAUGUGGGACAACAUCACAUGCUGGAAGCCCGCCCGCGUGGGCGAGAUUGUCCUGGUCAGCUGCCCCAAGUUCUUCCAGAUCUUCGAUCCAGACCAAGUCUGGGAGACAGAAACCAUUGGAGAGCUUGGUUUUGAAGACAUUAAGUCCUUGGACCUCUCAGGCAUGAGGGUGGUGAGCCGGAACUGCACGAAGGACGGCUGGUCGGAGACCUUCCCUCAUUAUUUAGAUGCUUGUGGGUUUGAUGAAUAUAAUGAAUCUGAGUCUGGGGACCAGAAUUACUACUACAUGUCGGUGAAGGCCCUGUACACAGUUGGCUACAGCACGUCCCUCGUCUCCCUCACCACUGCCAUGGUCAUCUUGUGUCGCUUCCGGAAGCUGCAUUGCACCCGCAACUUCAUCCACAUGAACCUGUUCGCGUCCUUCAUGCUGAGGGCCAUCUCUGUCUUCAUCAAGGACUGGAUCCUGUAUGAGGAGCAGGACAGCAACCACUGCUUCAUCUCCACCGUGGAGUGCAAGGCCAUAAUGGUUUUCUUCCACUACUGCGUCGUGUCCAACUACUUCUGGCUGUUCAUCGAGGGCCUGUACCUCUUCACCCUGCUGGUGGAGACCUUCUUCCCCGAGAGGAGAUACUUCUACUGGUACACCAUGGUUGGCUGGGGGUCCCCAACCAUCUGUGUGUCGGUGUGGGCUGCGCUGAGGCUCUACUUUGACAACACAGGCUGCUGGGAUAUGAAUGACAGCACUCCUCUCUGGUGGGUGAUCAAAGGCCCCGUGGUUGGUUCCAUAAUGGUGAACUUCGGGCUCUUCGUGGGCAUCAUCUUCAUCCUCGUGCAGAAACUUCAGUCUCCGGACAUGGGAGGCAACGAGUCCAGCAUCUACUUAACAAAUAUAAGCCUGGGAGUCCCCAAGAAAACCCGAGAGGACCCCCUGCCUGUGCCCUCAGACCAGCAUUCACCCCCUUUCCUGCGGCUGGCGCGGUCCACCCUGCUGCUCAUCCCGCUGUUUGGGAUCCACUACACGAUCUUCGCCUUCUCCCCCGAGUAUGUCAGCAAGAGGGAGAGGCUGGUGUUCGAGCUGGGCCUGGGCUCCUUCCAGGGCUUCGUGGUGGCUGUUCUCUACUGCUUUCUGAACGGGGAGGUGCAGGCGGAGAUCAAGCGUAAGUGGCGGAGCUGGAAGGUGAACCGCUACUUCGCCGUGGACUUCAAGCACCGGCACCCGUCCCUGGCCAGCAGCGGGGUGAACGGGGGCACCCAGCUCUCCAUCCUGAGCAAGAGCAGCUCCCAGAUCCGCAUGUCCGGCCUCCCGGCUGACAACCUGGCCACCUGAGCCCCCUCCGCCCUCCUCUCCUCACGCCAGGCCGGGCUGCCAGUGGGCGCCGGCCACGCAUGUUGCCUCUUUUCUCCCUUCGGGCAGGCUCUGGGCCAGAAGCCGGGCUCCCCGAGGGGGGAGGAGGAUGCAGGUGCAGAGGGUAUUUCACCCCCCUUCCAAUUUGGCGCUGGCCCCACCCACCACAGACCCCUGGGCCCUGACCCCAGACGUGUAAAUACUCAUCAGAUGUGGGAAAGUUGUA
Molecule: messenger RNA, 2190 nt
Organism: Myotis daubentonii (Daubenton's bat)
Lineage: Eukaryota; Metazoa; Chordata; Mammalia; Chiroptera; Vespertilionidae
Gene: ADCYAP1R1
Product: ADCYAP receptor type I
Biological process (GO): cell surface receptor signaling pathway; adenylate cyclase-modulating G protein-coupled receptor signaling pathway
Cellular component (GO): plasma membrane
Molecular function (GO): vasoactive intestinal polypeptide receptor activity; peptide hormone binding; G protein-coupled peptide receptor activity
Source: RefSeq, a predicted model, not a curated record